UACAACACUAAUAAGAAUCGCCGCUGUGUUCCUGCGAUGGCGUCGGUUUUUCACGUCUGUGAUUGGAAUAAUAGAAUAGAUAGUUUGUAACAUUAAUUUUGCACAAAAACCUAGAUAUUACUGUCUUCAAUAGUAUGGUUGUUGUAUUUUCUGUGAAAAUCGUAUUAUAAUAGUGAUAAUGGCAGCGAAAAGUGAAUGGCGACCGGGCCCUACAGUGUGUCGGUGUUGUCUUACAGAAGGCUGUUACAAAGAUAUUUCUACAGAAUAUUUUUGGAUGGGAAAGCGGGAAGUGUAUGCAGAAAUGUUAAAAGACACCUUGGAAGUUACUAUAGCCUAUUCCAAGGCUGGUGGUCCGAACAGCAACAGUCGACUCAUUUGUGAGUCGUGCAUAUCCAGGCUCCGUGAUGCGACAGAGUUCAAACGGCAGGUGGUGGAGUGCGAGAGGAUGUUUAUGCAGCACUUGGACCCUGGAAGUUCGAGUGCAGCUAUUGAGGCGGAAACAGAGCCAGUGGGGAAGAUCAAAGUGGAAGGUGUUAAAUUAGAGAAGUCUAACAGCGAUGAUGACUUUGACAACAGACACGCCUUUGGUGAUGACGACGACGAUGAUGACGAUGACCUUGACAAUCAACCGCUAACAAAACUUGCGAGUAAAAUGCCCACAAAGGAAUCCGUAGACCUAUUGGAUUUGUUGGACAACUCCAAGACGGCGGAGAAGAGGAAGUCUUCUACCAAGGUCAAACCGCCACCACCCAAGAAGGCAAAGAGUAAAGUGGAGCAGGUGAAGGUUAAGCCUUCUGGUAGCAAGCUGACGCCUAAACCUGAGAAGAAGAAAAAAGGAAGGAAAUCUGAAGAUAUACAGAUAAAAGUCGAAGUGGAAACAGAUUUAGAUAAAGGAACACUUGGGGCGUUGCAAGAGUUGCGCGGUCUAGGAUCAGAGAAGCGAGCGACGUUCAGAAAUAAUAUUUCAAUUAUCAUCGAGUCGUGCACCGCGUAUCCCUUCAAAUACAGAAAGGGAACCUAUUUGUGCUUCUUCUGCAAGAACACAUUCCGAGAACCGGAGAACCUUCGAGAGCAUAAUUUGAAAAUGCAUUUCGAUGUUAAAACAUUAAAACCGAGAAAGUAUGAACCAUUGAAAAUUGAUCUUGCUGCAACAAUAUGCAAAAUUUGUAGUGCUGAAAUUGACAGUUACGAAUAUUUAAAAACACAUUUAGCUAUGGAACAUGGUAAAGAAAUAGACGAGACUGAUGGCGUUAGCGUGUUGCCUUAUAAAUUGAGUAAAGACGAACACAUUUGUCAGGUUUGCGGUAAGACUUAUGAAAUGUUCUUAAGUCUACACAAACAUAUGAACGAUCAUUACGAACAUUUUAUAUGCGAGACAUGCGGUAAAAGGUUCGCGACGUCCCAAAGAAUGGUGAACCAUUCGCGGACUCACGAGAGAGGGCAUUUUCCAUGCAAGCGAUGUCAGGAAACAUUCCAAUCACACGCUUCUUUAUAUGCUCACGUAUCGAGGAUACAUAGAUCUAAUAAAAGAUACAAAUGUCCGAUUUGCGACGAGAAAUUCGUGUCGUACAAGCAUAGAUUAAAGCACUUAAGUUCUGUGCACGGGGAGAAAACAGCCAUAUUUCCUUGCCCGUCGUGUCCAAGAGUUUUUGAUCUUUGUAGCAGACGCACUGAACAUAUUCGCUUCCAACAUCUGCAAGAGCGCAAUCACGUGUGUUCGGUAUGUGGCAUGAAGUUCUUCACGAACUACGAAUUGCAGGAACAUUCGAUCAAACACGGCGGCGAGAGAAUUUAUCAGUGUGACGUUUGUAAGAAAUCGUACGCCAGAUUGAAAACUUUGCGCGAACACAUGAGGAUUCAUAAUAAUGAUAGGAGAUUUGUUUGUUCCGUGUGUGGUCAGGCUUUUAUUCAGAAUUGCAGUUUGAAACAGCACUUGAGAGUUCAUCAUCCUACUCAGAUGAAAAUGGAUAUUUUUUAGGAUACACCUAUCGGUUAUAGAGUUAACGGAAUUAUUGUUUAUCGUAGCAAACUGGAUUUGUUCGAUAAUUUAGUAGUUCUGAAUGCGCACUUUCGUAACGUAAUUCUUAUUUUACACUCGUUUAUGCAAUUUCGUUCGCAGGGCCGAACGGUUAUUGAUAAGGAGUCAAAUUCUUCGAGACAUUAAUUUGACUCCCUAUUAAAUAGAUCAAGUCCUUGUUUCCAUAUAUCCUGUAAUAGCUGGUCUAUUAUGAUAUUGUAACAGUUUACCUGUUUUCAAAAUAAAUUAUGCCCUUAAAGUUGCCCAAGCUUAAAAGCUAUAUAUACAACAAAAAAUAAUCAAUCUAACCGGUUCAGUUCCGGAGACUGACAUGUGGAAACUAACAGACAGAUUUUUUUAAAUUGAUGCUGCAUCACUAUUUAUUCACUGUUAUAAAUUAUUUUGUUUUUAAAUAUAUUUUUUUUUACAGAUUUAUUAUAUAAAUAAAAUAUUAUAUAGAUAAAAAAAUUAUGUUGACUAACAGUUUUCUAUGUCAUGAUUGGUAAUACUCUGUUUGCUAGUUGAACAGGCUAUCAGCAGAUAGUUAAAGUGGCGUGUGUUCCACCAUGCUUCAACGGAAUCGAUUAUGUGUUGCCAACCCCAAUGUUGACUAAAACCAGAUCAGUUUAAAAAACUAGAAAUAUGUAAAAAAUCUCUUGUAAUUAUUUUGAGACGUUGGGGUCUAUUUUAGUCACUUUAGGGACGGAACAAGUUUGUUUUUGGUCGUCAAUUCCAUGAUUUUUUUUGAUAUAGACUUUUGUUUUAGCAAUAUAAUACAAUUAUGGAAAAAUUGUACGUUCAGAUGGCAGAACUGAAAACUGUGAAGACAUCGAAAAAUUUAAGGGGUUUUGGCCACACUGACGAUAAGACAUACAACACUUUUUUAUUUAUUGACUCCCAAAAUGGGAAUUGUUCUUUAUCUGCGCUUAGAGUAGGCUCUAAAGACAAAUUUAUAAGCCUAUCUAAGGCGACUUUAACGACAUCCAUGGGAUGUCUUAAACAUACAUGUUAUGUUAAUAUACGUAAUUUAAUAUACAACUAUAAAAAUAGUAUCAACUGGUAAAAAAAUGUCGUUGUCAACUGUCAACUAUGACUUUUAAUUUUAGACGGCAUUAAAUAAAAAUGAAUGAUUAUUGAGUAAGUCAAACAAUGGUCGAUUAUGUAAUGAUCUGUCAGUCUUGGGACCUACAGAAUUAACAACGAUGUAAAUGUCUGUUAACGAUGGUAUAUUUGUUAGUACCAGUUUUAGGAAAUUAUGAAGAGAUCAGUUUAGUAAUUUACGAUAUUCUAUUGCGUUCUCUAAAAGUUUUUUCUAGCAUUUUAUGUUUAGGGAUUUAAAUUUUAGGCCAAGUUAAUUUUGUAAAAUUAAGUUAGGACGUAAUUUUAAAUAUACAAGACGAUUAUGGAGAUUAAUUAUAAGACCUUAAAUUAUGGAUAAAAUUUUUGUAACAAACUAUAGAACCAUAAAUAAUAAUUAUGUACUGUUGGAAAAUUAAGUUAAUCAAUAGAAGACUUUUAUACAAAUGCAUAUUUAUUUUAUGAUACAAA
This is a messenger RNA of Amyelois transitella, 3565 nucleotides long. Its product is annotated as gastrula zinc finger protein XlCGF26.1. Gene Ontology annotation, molecular function: DNA-binding transcription activator activity, RNA polymerase II-specific; chromatin insulator sequence binding; RNA polymerase II cis-regulatory region sequence-specific DNA binding. Lineage: Eukaryota; Metazoa; Arthropoda; Insecta; Lepidoptera; Pyralidae. Gene Ontology annotation, cellular component: nucleus; chromosome. The record is from RefSeq and is a predicted model, not a curated record. Bases 179 to 1978 code for a protein of 599 amino acids. Gene Ontology annotation, biological process: regulation of transcription by RNA polymerase II. The transcript has 5 exons.